Molecule: messenger RNA, 3027 nt
Organism: Pteropus alecto (black flying fox)
Lineage: Eukaryota; Metazoa; Chordata; Mammalia; Chiroptera; Pteropodidae
Gene: TNFAIP8L1
Product: TNF alpha induced protein 8 like 1
Exons: 2
Coding region: 43-603 (186 amino acids)
Biological process (GO): negative regulation of TOR signaling; regulation of apoptotic process
Cellular component (GO): cytoplasm
Source: RefSeq, a predicted model, not a curated record
CCCCGACGGUCGGACCCACGGCGGGCCCGGAGAGCAGGGCGGAUGGACACCUUCAGCACCAAGAGCCUGGCCCUGCAGGCCCAGAAGAAGCUCCUGAGCAAGGUGGCCUCCAAGGCGACGGCGGCCGCGUUCAUCGAUGACACGAGCAGCGAGGUGCUGGACGAGCUGUACCGCGCCAUCAAGGAGUUCACUCGCAGCCGCAAGGAGGCUCAGAAGGUGGUCAAGAACCUGGUCAAGGUGGCGGUGAAGCUGGGCGUGCUCCUGCGCGGCGGCCAGCUGGGCGCAGAGGAGCUGGCGCUGCUGCAGCGCUUCCGCCAGGGGGCGCGCCGCCUGGCCAUGACGGCGGUCAGCUUCCACCAGGUGGACUUCACCUUCGACCGGCGCGUGCUGGCCGCCGCCCUGCUCGAGUGCCGCGACCUGCUGCACCAGGCCGUGGGCCCGCACCUGACUGCCAAGUCCCACGGCCGCAUCAACCACGUCUUCGGCCACUUCGCCGACUGCGACUUCCUGGCCGCGCUCUACGGCCCCGCCGAGCCCUACCGCUCCCACCUGCGCCGGAUCUGCGAGGGGCUCACCAGGAUGCUGGACGACGACAGCAUAUGACGCCGGCCGCGGCCUUCCUGCUGGGGGUCGGGGAUCUGUAGGCUCUCUUCUCCUUUCCCUGUGACCACUGUUUUUCCCAGUCUGAUUCUGGCCAAACUCCGGGACAGAAGCCCCCGCCACCCGCCUCCGGAGGGUGCUGAGCCAUUUAAAGCAGCAGUGCUAAAGCCCCGUGGCGCCUCUCCCGCCCAGUCUCCCUGGGGAGAGGAGUUCAGGGCGGGCCCGCACAGACUGCAGGCCGGCAGCUCCCCACGCACCCUGAGACCGCUCCCUGCUCUGGUCCACCUGUCCUGAGCCACGAUGGCCCUUGGUCUGCACCCCUCGAGUCACUUGAUGUCACCUGAACGCCGGCACCGCCCACUCAGUGAUGUAACCUGGGCCUAUAUGUGCCUCAGACACGGGUCAUGCCGAGCUGGGAGGGAGUGGCAGGGUGACACUCUUUAACCCCUGGAUGUCUGAGUGUGACUCAGACUAGUAGAGACCAUGGUGGGGCACGGUGGGCCACUAACGCCCGUGACAGCGGUUCCAUAACGGGAACCUGGACACAGAGACAAGGUCUACAAGCCAAGGGACACCAGCCACCCCCAGACGCCGGGAGGGAGGCCUGGAACAGCCCGCAGGAGGAACCAGCCUGGCCUCCGUCACCGAGAGCAGAGUCUGUUGCUUCAGCUGCCCGCUGGCUCCGUUCCAGCCGCCCAGGGAACCGAGCUCAGCGAGCCACAGGAGGGCUGCGGUGGGUGCUGGCGUGUGGGUGGGGACGCCUCCAUCUGCCCUGACUCCCACGCGGGAGGGGACAGAGCACGCCCCCCAGGCGGGGCGAGAGGGGAGCACCAUCUGAGUUGCAUGCACGUUUUUAAAGGACCGUUUCACGUUUGGAAAACACGCACAAACAAACCUUUUUAUCAGACCUCAGAAAGCAAAGCUCAACCCAGCAGAUAGAGCGAUUGUCGGCCCGGCCGUGGAUGGAUGGACACAUGGGUGUGGGAGUGGUUUUGCGAUGAUUUUUGUCAGAAGGGGGCCUGGGUUGCAAGACACGAGUGCAGGUCUGGCCAAGGCGGGUCGGGAAGGUUAUUCUGACCGCCCUUGGGGGAGGGAGAAUGAUGCCUCGUGACUUCGGAGAACUGGGUCCAUCUGUCUGGGGCAAAGGUUGCAAACAGGAGGCGUGCAGGCCUCGCUAGGCAAGGAGAUGGGUCUGCUUGGCCCCGGCCGGUGUCCGAGACAUCUGAAACGAGCUGCCAACGUUUGAAACGGGGGAAAUGGCACGUACCAAUCUAAAUGGAAUUUCUCUUGAAAGCUCCCUGAGCCUGCAGUGCCCGCUGGUCAGGCUGCAUGGAGGUCCCCUCUGUUUCACCACUGUCCCCACCACUCCCUGUCGCCUCUCCCUGGCCCAUUGCACUAACCCCAGCUUCCGGUCAGCCCUUCUGCAUUUCUGCAGCGGUUUGGUUUCGACAGCCCUGAAGAAGCUAAAGCCUUUCGCCCGAGAGCCAGCUGUUCCUGCCUCCUCCUCCACCGUUGUACGGCCAACCUCCCCUCUUAUCUUCGGUCGAGAGACGGGGUCUUCAAAUUCAAGAGCGAACGUGCAUCUCUAGUGCCCCGAGAAGCCCCAGAGGAAGUCCUUUGCCCUCGGCUCUGCUGACCGAAUUUACCAAUGCACAUGACGCUUUGUAUGCGUUUCCUGCUGGGCUGUCCAGCCUCUCUGGACUUGAUACAUUUGAGAUUUAAUUUUGGAAAACCAAAGAGCACUGCACGGCGAUUUAAAUAAAGGUGCAGGUCUUCCACUGUCAUGAUGUGGUACUGGUGACGGAACCGCUUGGUGUCAUCGGAGUGUUCUCCCCACCCAGGGUUUCUGCCUUCGCAGCAUCUGUCAGUCACAGCUGACAUUCCGUAUUGCAUUAGUUUCAGGGGCACAGCACAGCGGUCAGACAUCUAUGUAACCUACACAGCGAUCACCUUGAUGAGUCCAGGACCCACCUGACACCACGGUUAUUAGGAUAUCAUUGACUGUAUUCCCUGUGUCGUGUUUCACAUCCCCGUGACUAUGUUUUAACGGCCAAUUUGUACUUAAUCCCCUCCCCCUUUACACCCAGACCCCCACCCCCGCUCCCAUGCGGCAACCAUCGGUUUGUCCUCUGUACCUAUGAGUUUGUUCGCUUGUUUUUUCAGAUUCCACAUAUGAGGCCAUAUGGUAUUUGUCUUUCUCUGACUCGUUUCACUUAGCAUAAUACCCCCUAGGUCCAUCCAUGUUGUCGCAGAUGGCAAGAUUUCACUCUUCUUUACGGCCAAGUAAUGUUCCAUUACACACACACACACACCAGCACCACCACCACUUUAUCUAGUUGUCUAUCGACGGACACUUAGGCUGCUUCCAUAUCCUGGUUACUGUUAAUAAUGCCGCAACAAACACAGGGAUGCAUAUGUCUUUUUGAA